GCGUCGUCCAGGUCAUGUCGUCCGCUAUGCGCAAGUUGAUCCCGUUGGGGAACCGUGUCCUGGUCAAGAAGGUCGAGCCGGUGCUCAAGACGGCCGGCGGCAUCUACCUGCCUGACUCUGCCAAGAACACCCAAACCGAAGGUGAAGUCGUCGCUGUCGGCCCUGGCGCGCGCAACUUUGAAGGCAACCUUAUUCCCAUUGGUGUCUCUGUCGGCGACAAGGUGUUGCUGCCUGAAUACGGUGGAUCCGUGCUCAAGUUGGGUGACGACGAGUUCCACCUCUACCGCGAUGAAGAAAUCUUGGGAAAGUUCCAUUAAGCACUGCCCGAUCACGCCUGUAGCCUAGAGUUCCUCUUCUGUUGCGCAAAUUCCCUUUUGUUCAAUGGAGACCUAAUUUUGACAUCUCC
Messenger RNA from Aphanomyces invadans, 406 nucleotides. RefSeq lists its product as hypothetical. The transcript has a single exon. Gene Ontology annotation, cellular component: mitochondrial matrix. Gene Ontology annotation, molecular function: protein-folding chaperone binding; metal ion binding; ATP binding. The record is from RefSeq and is a predicted model, not a curated record. NCBI's taxonomy places the organism in Eukaryota, Oomycota, Saprolegniomycetes, Saprolegniales, Verrucalvaceae. The coding region runs from base 15 to 317 and encodes 100 amino acids.